GUAGUAGUAUUAAUUAAAAUAAAUGAUUUAUAAUCAUUUAAAAUUAAAUAAUUUUUUGUUUAAAGUAAUAUCUCAAAAACAAAAUCUUUUUCGCUUGUUUAUCAAUUGUAAACAUCUGAAUAUUGUAAAGUGGACGUAAAUAUUUUUCACUCAAAAGUGAGGUUAUGUUAUUGUUGUUUAGAUUUACCAGAUUUACAAAUCGCUGAAACACACACAUAAGCUUGCGAGUAUUGAGAAAUCGUUUCCACACAUGAAGGAUUCUUUAAUUAUUGAAAUUUGAAUUUAAAAAAAGAUGAGAAAUUACGCAACAAAUUCGGCACUAGAAUGACAUUGAAAAGUUCAUCUCAGAAUAAGAAAAGAAAAGUUUUCCAAGAAGAUGGCUUCGCGAAUAGCAGCUAGUGCUACAGUUAGAGCUGUCAAAGGGAGAAAAAUACUUCCCACUCGGGCUGCUCUAGUUCUAACAGCCAAUGCAGUCAAGAAAAUUAAGUCAAUUUUAAAAGAAAAAUCGGACUGUAUUGGUCUUAAGGUUGGAGUCAAGCAACGCGGUUGCAAUGGACUUAGUUACACGUUAGAUUAUGCAAUGGAAAAAAGCAAACUUGACGAAGAAGUCAUUCAGGACGGUGUUCGAGUGAUUAUUGAUAGAAAAGCUCAACUUUCACUUCUAGGCACUGAAAUGGACUUUGUAGAAGAUAAAUUGAGUUCCGAAUUUGUAUUCAACAAUCCAAAUAUUAAAGGAACUUGUGGUUGCGGAGAAAGCUUUUCUGUAUAAAUUAUAUAUAUAUAUUUUAGUAAUUGAAAAUUAUGUACAAAAGUUGAAAUGAAUUUCUAGUGUGUCACUCAAUUAUAGAUCAACGUAAAAGUAUUAUUUUUAAUUAUUACAACCUGCAAUGGCAAGUAAAUUAAUUAAUAACUUCUAUUUUUACUACGUUCCUUAAUAUGUAUACAUAGCUGAUUGCUUUCUCAAAGGAGCAAGUGAAUAAACAUAGCCGCAUAGGAACUUAAAAUCUCAGUUUUAAACUUAUUCAGUACUUCGAUUUCGUUAAGUAGAUAUUAUUAAGAAUUCAAAGAUACUGUUUGACUAUAGGUUUGUUAAUGUCAUUUGUUGUGAAUUUAGUAGUUCUUAUGUUAAUUGUUUUGUGAGCUACUAGAAAAAUAAAUAUCAAUUUCUGAUA
Molecule: messenger RNA, 1172 nt
Organism: Leptopilina heterotoma
Lineage: Eukaryota; Metazoa; Arthropoda; Insecta; Hymenoptera; Figitidae
Gene: MagR
Product: iron-sulfur cluster assembly 1 homolog, mitochondrial
Exons: 4
Coding region: 377-769 (130 amino acids)
Biological process (GO): iron-sulfur cluster assembly
Cellular component (GO): mitochondrion; cytoplasm
Molecular function (GO): 2 iron, 2 sulfur cluster binding
Source: RefSeq, a predicted model, not a curated record